GAAGAGCCAAUAAACGCAAUCAAAGAAGCUUCUCAAAACCAUGUAGACAGGAAAAUAAUUCAAGCUGAGAGAAAACCUUACAGAAGACAAAAACAAAAAUGUGUAAUGUUAGUAACUAUACAGAAAUGUAGUUCCAUUAAGAGUACAGCAUGAAAAGAGAGAAGUUACUUGCUGCUCCUUGUUUUUCCCACUGCUGUGAGCGAUGACAGGUGCUGCCUGUUCAGUAAUAGAUACCUUAAUUGUGCCGUGGCACUGUUUCCAAUGGGGAGACUGGUGUUAAUUCAUGUUUGAACGCAGAAACAGUUUGGCUUGGGCCCACCCGAGCAUGAAACACUUUGAACCGGUUACAUUUUAAUUGGCCCUGUCCCAUGGGGGAUAGAAGUGAGUUUAUUGAGUGUGUGGGUGUUGAUUCUGUGCAGUCGGCCAGUAGCACAUGAUCGCAAGACACCAAAGGGCUCCGUUCUCUUCUUAUUGGAACUGCUUGUGCAAUCUACUGAUAUCUCUCACCUUCAUCUCUGAAACUUAAAAUAGCUGACAAAAAGUAUAUUUCUUAUCUCCAGACAAUGUGAUGGUGUUUUCACUUUAGGAUCACUGCUCACAAUUGUGCUGUUUUUCCUCAAGGAAUGGAAAAUCUCACGCCAGAACAAUGGCGCGAGAUUAUGAACAAGAAGAUGAGGUUCCCUCCCGAGCUCCUCAGUGCCAUUCGGGAAGGGAAAAUAGAGCUACUGUGUGGACUGUUGAAGACCGGUGAUGGCAUCAUCCGCCAACUGGAUGAGUCUGAGGAUCGCCAGUGGAGGGAGGCCCUCAACCUGUCCAUCCGCCUGGGAAAUGAGGACGGCAUGGACGCCCUCCUGCACGGGGUCAAGUUUGACUUCCGGCAGAUUCACGAGGCCCUGCUGGUCGCCGUAGACACCAACCAGCCCAGAGUGGUGAAGCGUCUGCUGGACCGCCUGGACCAGGAGAAAGGCAACAAGAUGGACGUGCGCUCCUUUUCUCAGGCCAUCUUUGACCACUCUAUUGACAACUCGCAGUUUGCCCCUGGUGUGACUCCUUUGACCUUAGCCUGCCAGAAGGACCUGUAUGAUAUAGUCACCAUGCUUACCCAAAAAGGUCACGUCAUCCCAUUGCCACAUAAGAUAUCCUGUGCCUGUCUGGAGUGUCGUAACGGCAGGCAGUACGACCUGCUGAAGUUCUCCUUGUCUCGUAUCAACACCUACCGUGGCAUCGCCAGCCGUGCCUACCUGUCCAUCACCUCUGAGGAUGCCAUGCUCAGAGCUUUUGGUCUCAGCAGAGAGCUCCGCAAGCUCUCACAAAAAGAGCCAGAGUUCAAGCCUCAGUACCUGGGCCUGGAGCAGCUUUGUCAGGAUUUCGCCGUUGAGUUGCUGGGCAUGUGUCGCAACCAGAGCGAGGUGGCCACCAUCCUGAACAGCUGUGGAGACGAGAGUCAGGAAGCCAUAGAGGAGCAGGCCUUUGAGGAGGGAAUACCCAACCUGUCACGUCUGAGGCUAGCUGUCAACUACAACCAGAAGGAGUUUGUAGCCCACCCAAUCUGCCAGCAGGUGCUGUCAUCUAUCUGGUGUGGGAACCUCGCAGGCUGGAGAGGCAGCAAGACGGCCUGGAAGCUGUUUGUCUCUGUGGGGAUCUUUCUCACCAUGCCCCUCCUCUGUCUCGUCUACUGGCUCGCACCCAAGUCAAAGGUAGGAAAGAUGCUAAAGAUUCCUGUGAUCAAGUUUCUCCUCCACUCAGCCUCCUAUAUGUGGUUUCUCAUCACGUUACUUGGAGAAUCAAUAACAAUGGAGCUGUACCGAGACAAAUAUGCCUCCCGGCAGCAGAACAUCCUGCACAGCUCCUUCCACAUGGUGUGGGUAGUUGGGUUCUUCUGGUAUGAGUGUAAGGAGGUGUGGAUCGAUGGGCUGCGGAGUUACUUGUUGGACUGGUGGAACUGCUUGGACAUGGUGGUGCUCAGCAUGUACCUGGCAUCCUUCGCGUUACGUGUGCUUAUAGUGCUCAAAGGUUACUUCCUCUGCCUUGAUCCUGACGGCACAGAGGAGUGUGUCUACUUCACUCAGACUGUGCGUGAGGACUGGCAUCAGGAGGACCCCCAGUUGAUUUCAGAGGUGCUGUUUGCAGUAACCAGCAUGUUGAGCUUCACGCGGCUGGCGUACAUCCUGCCAGCCCAUGAAUCUCUGGGAACUCUGCAGAUCUCCAUAGGGAAGAUGAUUGAUGAUAUGAUGAGAUUUAUGUUUAUAUUGAUGAUCAUUGGAACAGCCUUCCUCUGUGGCAUCAACAAUGUCUAUGUUCCUUAUGUCAUCUCUCCAUAUCUUGGCAGGUUUAAUGAGACGUUCAACUUCUUAUUCUGGACCAUGUUUGGCAUGGCCAACCAGGGCUACGUGGACAUGCCGGAGUUUGUGUUGGCAGAGUUUGUAGGAAGGAUUCUGUACGGCAUCUUCACGCUCGUCAUCGUCAUCGUCCUGCUCAACAUGCUUAUUGCUAUGAUCACUAACUCCUUUCAGAAAAUUGAGGAUGAUGCGGAUGUUGAGUGGAAAUUUGCCAGAUCAAAGCUGUACCUCAGUUACUUCAGAGAGGGCCUAACCAUGCCUGUGCCCUUCAACAUCAUCCCCUCACCCAAAUCUGUCUUUUACAUCUUAAGGGGUAUCUUUAGACGAAUCUGCUGCUGCACUUGUAAAUCUAAGGAAAACUAUCCCCCUAUAACCUCUAUGACCAAUGUUAAGGGAUCUGAAGACAGCCAGGUACCUUACCGGCAGCAGGUGAUCAGAGCUCUGGUUCAACGCUACAUUGAGUCAGCUCGCAGGGAGUUUGAGGAGACAAAGAGGAAAGAUAUUGGUAACCGGAUCACUGAGCUGAGCAAAGCAGUCAGCAGGAUGCACAUUGAUAUGAAAAUGAUGCAACAGCUUCGGGUGGAUGAUGGACACUCUGCAAGCGACGCAUUGACCAAGGAUUGCUCCUCCAUACUGGGGAAAUACAUCAUUGGUGCUAAGAACAAUUUCAGAGGUUUUGACACCAGACCAGAUGACAAAAUUACAGCACUCAAAUUGACAGUGCACAAUGGAGAGGAAGGGGUGGAUAACGAGAAGGUUGACUUAGAUACACACAAAAAAAAGGAGUCAGACGUACGACAGAAUCAGGGGGGCGAAGGUGGAGCAGAGGGAUCACAGCAGGUAACAGACUGUGAUUUUGUGAAAAUGGAGGAAGGCAGAGCUAAAGCAGAGCUGGGGGAUAAGACGUGUGAAAGUGAUAACAAAGAGCAGGUGGAAGAAGACAAAAAUGAAUAUACUGACACUGAAGUGAAAGAGGAGGGGGUGGAAGGGACAAGUUUUAAUAAUAUAGAAGAAACAGUAAAAGCCAAGGCCACACAGGGUGAGGCAGAAAAAAGUAUGGAAGGAGAGAUACUGACUGGAGCGAAGGUGGGUGGAAAACGCACAGAGACGACCCCUGAACAAGCUGAAAGCCUCAAAGUCAGUAAUGAAAACGCCGACACAAAGAGAAUGGUAAACAAGUUCAAAGACAUAGAGCUGCAAGAAAAACAAGUGGAGGCAAGAUGGAUGAAGGGUAGAAAGUCUGAGGAUAAUGUAGCAGAGAAGCCUUGUGUCAAGGCAAGCAAUGAAAAACCUGGAGGCAAGAAAAUGAUUCCCUCGCCAACAGGCAGCAGCAGCUCCCAGGACACGGGCUUUGGUUCCCGAGAAGGGGAGGGAUCGAUUGAUGGGAUGCUAGUGAGGUCGUAACUGGUGAUGUCCCUUUUAAAGGGCCACACUGACUAUUUCAGGUUUUGGCCCUUUGGUCACCUUAUCCAAUAUCUGAGGAGACACAAUUAAAAUUUAAUAACUUGGUU
Messenger RNA from Micropterus dolomieu (smallmouth bass), 3850 nucleotides. Its product is annotated as short transient receptor potential channel 2-like. The record is from RefSeq and is a predicted model, not a curated record. The coding region runs from base 624 to 3743 and encodes 1039 amino acids. Gene Ontology annotation, biological process: regulation of cytosolic calcium ion concentration; manganese ion transport; calcium ion transmembrane transport. NCBI's taxonomy places the organism in Eukaryota, Metazoa, Chordata, Actinopteri, Centrarchiformes, Centrarchidae. The transcript has 13 exons. Gene Ontology annotation, molecular function: inositol 1,4,5 trisphosphate binding; store-operated calcium channel activity. Gene Ontology annotation, cellular component: membrane; cation channel complex.